AUGUUUACAUGUAUGAGUCAUGAAAAAAUUUCGUGUCGCAAUUAUUUAAAAUUACAAGCAAAGGUUAUUGAACAUCAUGAACUGGAGUUUUUAGUCAGCAUAAUAAGUCCGGGAGAAAUUCAUUCGAACUUCACUGCGUUGAAAGUUGUAAUUCAAAGCAACAAGUUUCAGGGACCAAUUAAAAUUUCUUUUACAGCUUUCAUGAGCACAAAUGCUUUAUGCGUGCCUCGAGAAUUAAAUGUCAUUAAAGUGAAAAUUGACUUGGAAAAACGCUUAGUUCUUGAUCGUGAAAUUGUUAUUCUCACAAAAGAACAAGAUUCGUGUAAUGAAACUAAGAAUGUUAAAUUAAAGUUAAAAAGUGUUGCGUUGAUGUUGAUACAAAAAUAA
Molecule: messenger RNA, 387 nt
Organism: Clunio marinus
Lineage: Eukaryota; Metazoa; Arthropoda; Insecta; Diptera; Chironomidae
Source: the annotation of a GenBank genome assembly